AGCCAAAAGAUUGGGAAUUACUGAUCAAUGGUUCUUUAAGCUCUUCCUUCUCAUCACUGAUAUUGGAUCCGUAUAGCCUGUGUCAGGCGCUGAAUCUGUUCUAGGAAGGCAAAGUCAGUGGAAAGGAUACAAAGACUAAUGAGACUAAGGAUGAUGCGGGAGAAAAUGGUACUGGUGCAAAGAAUGAUACAAGGAGCGAUGCCCAAGCAGCUAAAAAAAGCAAGGGAGAGAAAUUAUUUGCACAAUAUUGAAAUUAUGCUCACUAAGGUUAAGAUGCCACUUCCUGAUAUGAUGGCUGCUGUGCUGGCUAUGGAUGAAUCAGUAUUAGAUGUAGAUCAGGUGGAAAAUCUCAUUAAGUUUUGUCCUACCAAAGAAGAGAUGGAACUUUUGAAGGUAAAGAUUAACAAACUUAUCAUACUUAAUUCUUACAUCUUGUUUUGUCAGGGAUACACUGGUGACAAAGAGAAUUUGGGAAAAUGUGAACAGUAUUUUUUAGAGCUGAUGAAGGUGCCACGAGUAGAGUCAAAGUUAAGAGUAUUCUCUUUCAAGAUUCAAUUUCUGUCUCAGGUUACAGAAUUUAAGAAGAGUUUAAAAGCUGUGAACUCUGCUUGUGAAGAGGUCCGAAAGUCUGUCAAGCUGAAGAUCAUGAAGAAAAUUCUUUUUUUUGGGUAAUACAUUAAAUCAAGGAACAGCUAGGGGUUCUAGCUGAUAGGUCGCCUGAACUGCUUGACUUCCACUUAGACCUUGUAAGCCUGGAAGCUGCAAC
Messenger RNA from Arachis ipaensis, 766 nucleotides. Lineage: Eukaryota; Viridiplantae; Streptophyta; Magnoliopsida; Fabales; Fabaceae. The record is from RefSeq and is a predicted model, not a curated record.